AUGGUUAUUCUGCCUAAAGCCAAAAAUAACUGGUUAAAUUUACGUUUGCAAGAUUUUAAAUCUAUUUCUGAGUAUAAUUCUGCAUUGUUUAAAAUCACUUCACAGCUGAAAUUGUGUGGUGAAAAUAUAACAGAUGAACAAUUACUCGAGAAAACAUUUACCACUUUCCACGUCUCGAGUGUUGUCUUGCAGCAACAAUAUCGAGAGCGUCGUUUUAAGAAAUACUCAGAGUUGAUUUCAUGUAUGCUUGUUGCAGAACAUAAUAACGAAUUAUUAUUAAGAAAUCAUGAAUCUCGUCCAGUGGGCUCUGUUUCUGUUCCUGCAACACAUGCAACAACGAGUUCUACCAAUGGUAAUGGACGGUGUAAUAAUAAAGGUAAAGGAAAACGUGGUCGUGAUAAUGAAAAGAACCAAGAUAAUAAUUCACGGUUUAAGCCAAACCACCAGGAGUGGAAAGAUUGCACCCCAAAGAAAGAACAUAAGCCAGAUAAAGGAAAAGAUUCGUUUGACAAACCUAUAAAGAACAAGGAAGAUGUUUGUUACCGUUGUGGUAUGACUGGUCAUUGGUCACGUACCUGUCGUACUGCCAAGCAUCUUGUUAAUCUAUAUCAAGCAUCCCUGAAGCGACUUGCAGUUGAUAUUGAGACAAAUCUUAUAGAGACCAAUGAGGCUUGUACUAGUUCUCCCCACUUAGACUUUGACUUUCUUACAAAGUCAGAAGAAGAGAAGUGGGAUAUAACUGAUUUUCUUAAUAAGUCAGAUGAUGAAGAACUUAACUAG
Messenger RNA from Papaver somniferum (opium poppy), 780 nucleotides. RefSeq lists its product as uncharacterized. The record is from RefSeq and is a predicted model, not a curated record. Bases 1 to 780 code for a protein of 259 amino acids. Gene Ontology annotation, molecular function: nucleic acid binding; zinc ion binding. Lineage: Eukaryota; Viridiplantae; Streptophyta; Magnoliopsida; Ranunculales; Papaveraceae. The transcript has a single exon.